Messenger RNA from Brettanomyces nanus, 1842 nucleotides. RefSeq lists its product as uncharacterized. The record is from RefSeq and is a predicted model, not a curated record. The coding region runs from base 1 to 1842 and encodes 613 amino acids. Gene Ontology annotation, cellular component: SUMO activating enzyme complex; cytoplasm. The transcript has a single exon. Lineage: Eukaryota; Fungi; Ascomycota; Pichiomycetes; Pichiales; Pichiaceae. Gene Ontology annotation, molecular function: SUMO activating enzyme activity. Gene Ontology annotation, biological process: protein sumoylation.
AUGCCUUUCGAUAGUCAUAUUCGGAAAAUAUUUGAUAAGGAGACCGUUGAUGUUUUUCAUGAUUCAAAAGUGCUCCUAGUUGGAGCCGGUGGUAUCGGCUGUGAAUUACUUAAGGAUCUUAUCACUAUGAACUACGGUGAAAUUCACAUCUUAGAUUUGGAUACCAUCGACCUUUCCAACUUGAACCGUCAAUUCCUAUUUCGUCAGAAGGAUAUAAAAGCUUCAAAAUCACUCACUGCCGUCAUGGCUGUUCAGCAUUUUAGUCAUAUCUCCAAGUUGGUUGCCCAUCAUGGUAAUAUUAUGGACGCUGUGCAGUUCCCCCUUUCGUUUUUCCAGCAGUUUGAUAUGAUCUUCAAUGCCUUGGACAACCUAGAGGCAAGAAUGUACGUCAAUAAAGUCUGUCUUUUUAUCAAAACUCCACUUAUGGAGUCUGGUACUACGGGCUUAAAGGGUCAGGUCCAGCCUAUUUAUCCCUAUUCAACUGAAUGCUUUGCAUGUGUGCCCAAGUCCACUCCAAAAACUUUUCCACUUUGUACCAUUCGUUCCACUCCUUCCAAGCCAGUUCAUUGUGUUACAUGGUCCAAGAACUUUCUUUUUCCGCAGCUAUUCGGUCCAGAUACCGUAGAAAACCUUCCCCAAAAAGGUCAAGAUGCGGAACAGGACGGUGAAGCUGCAGAUAAAGAUUUGAUGCAGGAGGCAAAUGAGUUGUUUGAGCUGAAGAGGAAGGUGCUGGAUGCUUCUGACGGUUUUAAAGAUGCUUCGUUUGUUGAUGAUAUCAUCUUUAAGGUGUUCGCUGAAGAUAUCAGUAAGCUUCUGCGCAUAGAAGACCUUUGGAAAAGUCGAGCCAAGCCCACUCCUUUGGACUACGGCAAGUAUCGAGCUGAUAUCGGCAAAAUGACGGAUAUUGAAAAUUUGAAGCUUUCUGAUCAAAACAUCUGGACAGUUCAAGAGAACUUGGAAAUAUUCACUAAAGCUACUCUUCGCUUGACGAUGCGUUUGUCAAAGGAGAGAGAAAUUGAGUUUGAUAAAGAUGAUGACGAUACCUUGGAGUUUGUCGUAAGUGCUUCGAAUAUUCGGUCGUUCGUUUUCGGUAUUCCUUUGAAAACAAAGUUUGCUGUUAAACAGAUAGCCGGUAAUAUUAUUCCAGCAGUGGCCACUACUAAUGCCAUUAUGGCUGGCUUCAGUGCUCUUUCGUCGAUUCACUACUUUAUAAAUGGUAAGAAUGCGGAGGUGGCUGCUCGGGCAUCAAAAAUGAUCUUCGACUCCUCGGUUCCCGAAAGAUUCGUCAACUCAUCUAAAUUAGUGAGAAGUAAUUUCAACUGUAAGCAGUGUUCCAUCACUAGAGGAAUUGCUUGUGUUGAUAUUGAUCACAUGGCUCUCGGUGCAUUCAGGGAUGCAUUACUUAAAGAGUAUCAUAACGAAGAUGAUGUCUCUAUUGCCACAAGUGAUUCCCGAUUAUUGUACGACUUUGAUUUCGACGAUAACCUCCAGCGACCUUUGAAAGAUUUUAUCGGGGACGGUGAUGUCUUAUUGAUUUCCGACUCUGAAGAGACAUUAGACCAUAUUGAACUUUUAAUAAAAAAAGGAAUGCAUUGUGUUAUUCCACCCUUGGAUAUCCCGCCAUUUAGAGAACAGGCAUUUGAAGAGGAUGGCGAAAAGGAAGAUGCAGAAACAGAAGAUAAUAUGAAGUCAGUGGUAGGUGAUGAAGUAGUUGUGUUGGAUGGGGAUGAUGACAAAAUAUCCAAUACCAAGAGAUCGUUAGAAGAUGAUGAUAAUGGGCCAAUGGUGAAAAAGGUCAGGAUGUCAGUCAACGAUGAGGAAGAUCCGAUAAUUUUAGAUUAA